Trypanosoma brucei brucei TREU927 is the source of this 2964-nucleotide messenger RNA. RefSeq names its product serine/threonine-protein kinase, putative. The transcript has a single exon. Gene Ontology annotation, biological process: protein phosphorylation. The coding region runs from base 1 to 2964 and encodes 987 amino acids. The record is from RefSeq and is a predicted model, not a curated record. NCBI's taxonomy places the organism in Eukaryota, Euglenozoa, Kinetoplastea, Trypanosomatida, Trypanosomatidae. Gene Ontology annotation, molecular function: protein kinase activity; ATP binding.
AUGACAAGCCGAGCCCCUUGGGAUGCGUGUACCACUCAAUCCACUCCACAAAUGGGCAAUGGAGCUCAAAGCCAUCAUCUCUCAGGAUGGAGGCGUUUUCCACGUGGCCAACAGAUCGGCAGUGGAAGCUUCGGUAGUGUUUUUCUCAGCCACGACACGCUUCCGGGGAGUGAGUGGUACGGACAGUUGGUCGCGGUAAAGGUAAUACAAUUGAAAGCCAUCUCCGACGACGAGGUUGCCCAUGCGAUGAACGAGGUUGCCAUUCUCAAGAACUUACGACAUACAAACGUUCUGCAGUACGUCGACAGCUUUGUGGAUGAUGAACAGCAGCUUUGCCUCGUUACUGAGUACAUGGCAGGGGGCGACCUAUCUUUGCUUCUUCGCGGCAGUGGGGUUUGUGGGAGUAGAUCCGGCUCCAACGAGAAACGGAGGAGUGUCUGUAGCGGUGGAGGAGAUGCAUCCAUGCGUUGUGGGUCGAGAUCCAGUGGGCGCCGGAAUGCAUGGAAGACUACAUCUAGGGGGGAUAAGUCUCCCAGCGAAGAGCAUCAGCAAUGGAUUGAAUCCUUCCGCAUUGUGGAUUUGGUUCGGCAAUGCCUUGAUGGGCUCGCUCACCUACAUGAGUGUGGCAUCAUUCACCGUGACGUGAAGCCGGCUAAUGUGUACCUGACGGAGAGCGAUGUGGUGAAGAUCGGUGACUUUGGUGUUAGCAAGGUCGUCAGCCCUACGGAUCCAAAGCUUGUUACCUUCAUCGGCACACCGUUUUACCUUUGUCCAGAGCUCUGUCUUGGUGAGCCAUAUUCGUUUGGGGCUGAUAUAUGGGCACUUGGGGUACUUACUUACGAACUUUACUGCAUGAAACUCCCAUUUGCUGCUGACAAUGUGCUCGCUCAAAUUCAUGUCGUUACAGAAGGGCAAUACGACAGAGAGGCGCUGCAUUGUGAGCACACUUUUACACCAAAACAACUGCAUUUGUUGGAAUCACAAUACGGCGAUGCUUUUACUCGACAAGAAAAAACUCUGCAUCAGCUUGUGGUUGUUUUGGUGGAGCGGAUGCUUGUCAUGGAUCCGAUGGAACGCCCUUCAGCGGCGCAAUUACUUCGCGAGUUUUUUAUUUUCAACCCUUCUCGUUGCCCUACGCCUGCGGCAACGCCCCCUCCAUCGCGGCUUUCAGCAGCAGAGGUUUGUGACUUAUGGGCCACCAACGGUAUCGCUACUCAAACCAACAGAGUCAACCGCUUAUGUUGUCGAAUAGGAAGCGGUGGGGAAAUGGACGAUAUAUUUCCCCUCGCAGCAGCUAUUCCGACAACGUCAUCGCCACUUGCAAGCCGGGUAGCAGGCUCAUACGAGGAGCUGGUUAGCAGCCUAAUGCCCGUGGAGCGACGAUAUGAUGUACUCCACAUAUCGGAGCGAUCGGGCUACUCAACUCCUGCGUCUUCGCGACCCGUAACAAGUCAGGGUGCCGCCAGCGACAUUGCAGACCCAGGUGGCACAGACGCGUUUGAUACCUUCACUCAAGAGAUGAUAAAUGCAAAGAUUUCCCGAAUACCAUGGCUACGCCAUGCGGAGGCUUUUUCCAGGUUGAGUCUGUGCGAGGGCUACGAUGGUGAAGUUGUGCGUGUGGAUUGGAAAGACGGGGAGAACUUCACGCUUGUGUCAUCGCCCCAUAAACACAGGAACUCUACACCAGGCCUUCGGCGCAGUCGUGUGUCGGAUGGCCUGUCAGUUAUGGGGCAGCUAGCUCUGUUUGCUGAGCCACUCAGUGGUGUCGACGCGGGAUCCAAAUCAAUGUCUGAGUUGCUGGAGGCAAGGUUAUUGGAGGUGUCGCAGAGCCCGAUGGCAUCGUCAUUAACUGAGAAAUCACGGACCACGGAGUGCGUUAUCACUUUGGAAGCGAAUCGGACUGCGAAACGACAGGAAAUGGAAGGGGAGGCUGAUAAAGAGUGCGAAAAUUCAGGAGGACCGCAUAUGUUAGUCGGUCGCUGCCGAGGAUAUUCUACACAAACCUUAGAGGCCAUCCUGCGCAAAAAGAUAUACUUCAGUUACUUGCGUCGGCAGCGCAAACUUAGGGCAGUGCGCGAAGCCCAGAAAGCCCGUGAAGAAGAAAGCAAGCGGCUACGUGCAGAGUUGAACGAGCUGUAUGCAAGGUCUUACACCGAGAAAUGUCGCCAUAUGUUUGCUCAAGGGGGCAGCAGCCGCGCUGAUCAAUUUCCUUACCCUCCUGAUGAACUGCAAAUGACGCGGGCACCGUGCCAGCUGGCCCAAGUAACGGGGCUAAGGUUUGAGUCGGGGAACUUUUCACACGAUUCCACAGCUGUUACGAAAACCAUCGAUAAAUUGGCGGAACUUUCAUGUUGUAAGCCGCACCGCCCAGAAAGUACGGUACUUCAACCGAGCAAGCUCGCGGCGGAGAUUGUUCGCAUGGCGGCAGAUGCCGCUGCUGUGGCCGCCCGCCGCGCCGAGUUCGCGGCGCACCCGCCCUUGAGGUUGGAUUUUCGGAACUCGGACGGAAGGAGCAUGAGCUGUAGUUAUAGCAGCUCGGUAGGGGACCCAAGCCGAGGAAUGAAUACGGCGAUAUACACCAUACCAAUAUCUCUUUACAUAGUACGGAGCGACAUUGAUGUCUCUUGCAGCAGAACGUCCAUUGUGUCAGACGUGUGCGAUGGUUUACUUGCACUUCCGAUGAGUGUUGCUCUGAAGCCCAUCCGUCGGCGCACACGGCUUAGAGGCAUCGUUUGGAGAGUGAAGGAAGCGCUAAAGGCCAAUGGUCUUGACCACGUCCUGUUGUUUCCACUUGAUAUUGAUGAUGACGAACAAGUAGGCGCUGAGGAACUUUCCCUUCGCUACGUGGAUAGCGCUGGGGAUGCGGUCGUGGUGUCAGAACCCUCUGACUGGCGGUAUACCCUGCGGGACUGGCGUAAAAACAUGAAUCAGUCCUGGCUACAACUAUGGAUGGCUAUGUCAUAA